UUUCUUCAUGAGCAUAUGUAAAGAUAUAAAAACUUUUCUGAAAUAGGUAAGAAAGUCGUGCGAGUGGACACACUAGAUAUUUUUUUAUAUUACAAUGUAGGAUAUGUGCAGCAGAAGCAUUUUAAUUAAUUACCGAAUAUUAAAUGUAUUUGUAAUUGUAUGAAAGGCUUGGUAACAGGUGAUUAUGAAUCAAUGAAUAACAACUAGUGUCUACUAGUUUGACCUUAAUUAUUAUAGAAUAUUUGAAGAAAACAUAAAUGAACAUGCAUUUCUCCAAAAAAAAAAUCUAGUUUUAUUUUUAACGAGAAAGUCGGUGAUGGUUUUGGACCCUACUGUGAGAUAUGAGAUCUAUGACCUAGAUCAGGCAGACAAAGCGGAAAGAGAAAAAAAAAACUUAUGCAUCCCCUUUCUAAAUGAAAAGUUCUGCGAGAGAGUUCCUCGUGAGAGGUCUUUGGAUCGGAGCUCGCCGAACGGUACCAAACUCAACAAGAAGGUUCAUGGCAAAAUUGGCGGAAAAUAUAAUCCUGGACAUCCUGGGAAUCAUCCACCACCAUGCGCAUUGAGGCGGAUAGGGAGAGAGUUUGCUCAUGGGAGGGAGGUUAGAAAGAGAGAGGGGAGAAAAUAUGAGGAGGAAUAUAUAAGGGGAGAGAAGGGAAAGAAAGGGAAAUAAAUGUUGGUGAAUGAAUGAAAGAAAUUGGCAA
This is a messenger RNA of Nezara viridula (southern green stink bug), 701 nucleotides long. The record is from the annotation of a GenBank genome assembly. Lineage: Eukaryota; Metazoa; Arthropoda; Insecta; Hemiptera; Pentatomidae.